UGAGUCUAAUUACAUUUGCAAAAGCUUAGGAAAAUGGAAAAACCGAAAAUUCACUUGGUCGAGCAGAAGUUCAUACUCAGUGUUUUGACUGAGAUUUGUUUACACAUAUUUACUGUGGAACUAGAAGGACGUUGUUCAUCAGGAGUUUAAAUAUGGGAAAUGUGUGGGUGUAGAGGACUACCACCAGGCUGCUGAGUGAACCUUUAUGCCCAGAAAACAGCACCCGGUAUGGACAUCAUGGAAGACUUCCCUCUCCCACCUCCUGAAAUGUUGGUGGACGAUGUGCCCUAUGCGGGUGAAGAAGAGGGGGAGCAGUUUGAAUUUGAUGACAGUGGGGAUGAGGUCCCUGAGGCAGACCGGCUGCCCCCCGCCCCUCUGGCCCCUGACUACGGGGCCCAGGCCAAUGGUGUGGCCCCCCACCCAGAACCAGAAGGAGCAGACCCCGAACACCACCUAGAGGGGCAGCCCUCAAAUCCAGAUCCCCCAGCAGCGACCGCGACUGUGGACACAACUACUGCUACAAUUGCCGCAUCACUUCCAGCUACUAUGGCCACAACAGACACAGCAGUUGUGGCUGCAGCAGAAGGGGAAAAAGCUUCAGCAGUCCCAGCUGACACAGACAGUGACCUACCCCCUCCUCCACCUUCAGAGGACUCCUCUCCUGUAGGAACAGACUCUGUUGAUAAGGAAGUGUCCAGCGAUGACCCUCCCCCAGCCAACCCUAGGACCACCUCCCAGAAGAAAGUCAACCCCUACUCUGUGAUUGACAUCACCCCCGUCCAACUACAGCAGCUGGAGCAGGAGCAUGGGCUUGCCCCUCCCUCACCAGUUGAGAGGGUGGGAGGAGAGGAGGAGGAGGGACAGGAUGUUUCACCCACCAGCCCCCCCUGUGUCCCCCCGGGUUACUCUGUGCCUGUGCCCUGUGGAUACGCCACCCCCUCUGGCGUGCCCCUUAUCACGCCAGCCUACACCACGCCCAUCAUCAUCCGACACUUCUCUCUGGACGAGGAUGUUACUGUGGUGGCGACAUGCAACACUUCAGUAGACAGUGUAUUUAGUGAAGAGUAUCCUGCCAUCAGGGAGGAGGAUGCUUUGUCCAAAUGGGUGUCGGACCCUGCAAACACAGCCUGGAUGGAAAAUCCAGAUGAAGUCAUUUAUGAUGACGUGCCCAGAGAGAACUCUGAUUCAACUACAGAGCCAGAUGAGAUGAUCUAUGACGAUGUGGAGUUUGGGGAGGAGGGCUGUGGCAGCUCCCUAGACAACGGUUGGAGCUCCAGCGAGUUUGAGAGCUACGACGAGCAGAGUGACGGGGAGGGCCAGGGGGAGAACGGCCUGCCUGAUGCCUUCAUGAGAGGGAAGACUCCGCAGAAGAAGACCACCCAUCUUUCUCAAGAUCUGACACGCUUGAAAGAACACUAUGAGAAAAAGAUGAAAGAUCUUAUGGCAAAUACAGUGGGAGCGGUAGUGCUGCAGCAGAUUAAACAGGAACACGAGCAGAAGAUGCAGAAGCUGGUGAAGGCAGCUAGAGACGGGACCAAAGAGGGCCUGGAGAAGACCAAAGCAGUGGUGAAAAGGGGACGGUCGUUCAUCAAGACCAAAACCCACUGUCAUGAGAGGAAGUCGACCUGUUUUGAGGGUGAGGAGUCGGAGCUCUUCAUCGAGGUGGAAUGCUUCAACAUGGAGCCAGUGCUCAGUCCCGUCCCUGAGGGGCUCUCACAACAACAGGUGGUGAGGAGGUGUAUACUGGGCUCCAUAUUAGAGAGUGAAAAGACCUAUCUGGAUGCACUGAAGCGGAUUUUAGAGCAAUAUGAAAAGCCACUUUCAGAGAUUGAGCCCAGGUUGCUAAGCGACAGGAAGCUCAAGAUGACGUUCUACCGUAUUCGGGAGAUUCUCCAGUGCCACGCCCUGUUCCAGAUCGCCCUGGCAUGCCGCGUGGCCGAGUGGGACAGUCUGGAAAUGAUUGGGGACGUCUUUGUUGCCUCGUUCUCCAAGUCCAUGGUGCUGGACGCCUACUGUGAGUUUGUGAACAACUUCAGCACGGCCAUGGCGGUGGUCAGGAAGACGUGUGCCUCCAAACCCAGCUUCCUGGACUUCCUCAAGCAUCGUCAGGAUACCAGCAGUGACCGGGUCACUCUCUAUGGACUCAUGAUGAAGCCUAUCCAGAGAUUCCCUCAGUUCAUUCUGCUGCUGCAGGACAUGCUGAGAAACACCCCAGUAGGCCACAGUGACAGGCUACACCUACAGAUGGCCCUGACAGAGCUGGAAACCCUGGCUGAGAAGCUCAACGAGAAGAAGCGGGACGCUGACCAGCGCUGCGAGAUCAGACACAUAGCCAAGGCCAUGAACGAACGCUACCUCAACAAGCUCCUGAGCAACGACAGCCGUUACCUGAUUCGCUCAGACGACAUGGUGGAGACAGUCUACAACGACCGCGGUGAGGUCAUCAAGACCAAGGAGCGACGCCUUUUUCUUCUCAACGACGUGCUCAUGUGUGCCACGCCCAACGUCCGGUGCAGUGUGGAUGGUAGUGGCAACGUCCCCCUGGGCCAGAAGUUCCUGCUGAAGUGGAGUGUCCCUCUGAGCUUUGUGGAUGUGGUAGAGUUUGGUUCCAGUGAGGACAUGGGCGACAACAGCCGCUUCACCCCCCAUCCCCACUCUGGAGAGAAGGUGGUCGUCAACGCCAAGCCAAAUAAGCUGUACAUGGGUCCAGGCCAGCUGUACCAGGACCUGCAGAACCUCAUUCACGACCUCAGCCUGGUCAACCAGAUCUCCAGCAUGAUCGGUAGCCUCAAGGGAAACUACCAGAACGUUAACCCUACGGUGGCCCAUGACUGGGUGUCGGGUCUGCAGCGUCUCAUUCUGAAGAAGGAGGAGGAGAUCCGGGCUGCAGAUCGCUGUAGGAUCCAGCUGCAGCUGCCUGGCAAACAGGACAACAGGUCUGGCAGGGCCACAUACUUUUCUGCUGUGUUCAAUACCUUCUCUCCAGCCAUCAAACAGUCCUGGAUCAGUAACCUGCAGAUGGCCAAGCUGGCUCUGGAGGAGGACAAUCUGCAGGGCUGGUUCUUUGCGGAGGAUGAUGGUAACCAGAUCAAGAAGCAGAAACAUCCUCUCCUGCUCAGGCAGAUGCCUGUGGUCAUGUCCAAACUACAGGAUUUCAAGGUAGAGUGUGCGGUCCAUAACCCCGAGCCCCACAUCAACAUAGGGAGCACAGCAGACACACCUGCACUCGGACACGGCUGUGUGUGGGUGGCGAGCUGCACCAACCAGAUGGGUCAGAUAGCCAUCGUGGCCAUGCAGAACUCCAGCCCCAAGGUGACAGAGUGUUUCAAUGUGGAGUCUCGGAUCCUGUGCAUGGCUUAUGUACCCAUGGAGCAGAGUACCCAGGAGAAUAGGAUGGGGAACCCCGAAAAGAACCUCUCCUUAGUGGGGAAGGCCAGUGACAACCCUACUGUCUGCCUGGGCAUGGAGGAGGGCAGUAUCAUAGUCUAUAAGAGCAGCCAGCAGUCCAAGAAGGUGCGUCUCCAACACUUCUUCAUCCUCGACAAGUCCACCGUGACCAGCCUGGUGCACAAGAAGCAGUGUUUAUACGCUGGCCUUGUGAGUGGCUCAGUUGCCAUCUACUCCAGAGCACAAGAUGGCUUGUGGAAUCCAGACUCUCCCAAGGUGCUGAAGCUUGGGGUUCUGCCAGUGAAGGCCAUGCUAGCUGUGGAGGGCCACGUCUGGGCUUCCUCUGGAGGACAAGUCUUCAUCAUUAGCACUAACACGCACACUGUGGAGAGGCAGUUGGAGGCCCACCAGGAGGAAGGCAUGGUUGUAUCCCACAUGGUGGUGGCUGGGGUGGGUAUCUGGAUAGCCUUCAGCUCUGGGUCCACCCUCAGACUGUUCCACACGGAGACCCUGGAGCCUCUACAGGACAUCAACGUCGCUACCCCUGUACACAACAUCCUGGCUGGAAACCAGAGGGUCUCUGUGAGCAGUCUGCUGGUAUGUCAUGGUCUGCUGCUGGUGGGGACCAACCUGGGGGUGACAGUGGCCCUCUCUGUCCCUAGACUACAGGGCAUCCCUAAGGUCACAGGACGGGGCAUGGUAUCUUUCCAUGCCCACCACGGCCCAGUGAAGUUCCUCACCAUGGCAGCUGCCGUGUGCAACCGGCCCUCCGGCAACUCAGACAGCCCAGGCAGCAGCCCACCCAGCCAGCCAGGGGACACCCAGGAUGGGGAGGCCUCCCCACCUCCACCCCCAGGCGCCACACCCAGUCCUGCUGCUACUCAGGGCCGGGGAGUGUGGCUGGGGGAGGCAGGCUGCUCCUCCAUGGCCCUCCAUGACUCCCUGUCCUCCUCCUGUGGCUCCCUGGCUCUGUCACAGGGCUCUCUGGAGCACGGGCCUGAGGACGGGGCCAUCUAUGACCUGGUCAAUGACCCAGCCAAUCACCAGAGGGGCAGGAGGGUCAAGAAGGUGGACGUCAGCUCUCUGCUUGUGGUGUCGGGGGGGCUGGGUCACCGCAGGGUCAACAGGAAGAGCAAACAGUCCCGCCAGGAGGAGACUGUGUCCACCAUUAUGGUGUGGCAGAUCCCACUUCUCAACAUGUAAGAGACUAAACUACCACAGUGCAGCAAGGGUGAAGACUGAGGGUGCUGCAGUUCCUAUUUGAAGUCAGUGACACAACUCCAAAGGAUGUCCAUUGCUAUAGUUGUCUGGACUUUGGGCUCAGUCAACUCAACCAUGUGUCUUAGAAUGAAAAAUACUUCAGAGGGCAUUCCAUAAACAGUUUGAAGAGUUUCUUAUGGUGUCUCCCACCCAAAAACCUAUAGCCUUAUGUACACGUGAGACAUUCCCAUUGGGUCAAUGCCAAGGGAUCAAUACACUAUAACCACUUUUUCAUGGCACCUGACUUUGCUUACAGCAUCCAAUACCUGAACCGUUAACACCAUGGUGGAAGAUGAAUCCAGUGAAGGGAACAUGGAUAUGUAGAAAAACCACUGAAAUGGCCUUAAUGUUAUUCUUACGAUGUCAUUUUCAUAGAGGACCGAUGAAAUGUUACUUGUCUUCAGUUGUUAUAACAUGGCUAAUAUAUUUUAUGUUACUGAGAUGUUGGGCCAGAUCAUCAAUGUCAAUGGCACAAUAAGAAAUCUGGGCAGAUGCGGGUGCAGUAUGAAAAUGGACACGUAGACAUCAGAAAUUCCCAUUUUCCUAUGUGGACCGAAGUUGAGAGACAAGUUGACUUCAUCUCUGUGGCUUUGAACAAUGUCUACCCUGACACUUCCACUGUUAGGUAAAGGCGUAUUCUGUGGUGCCAAGGCCCUGAUAUUAUGAUCAUCUCAUUGCGCCAGUCUAUGUUCUAUGAAUUGGGUCUAGAUAUGCUUACUUGUUUGUUAUUGGGUCAGGGAGAGGUCCUUUGCAAUGGUGUCCUUAUUUCACUGGAACACUAAAGCUGAACACUUCCUUGUAGUUGCCAUCAGGGGGCUAUGGAGGGUGAGUGUUUCUGAAAGGUAUGAUGGGACUUCCUGGCUGGCCAGGUUUCCUGUAGAUCCUAACUGGAGGGAGAGUCGCUAACUGUUACCAGAUGAAAAGAAGUAGGGGUUGUUACUUGCCCAAAUAAAUGUGUUGUCACUAAAGGGUAUUUAAAAAAAAAAAAUGUAAAUGAUAAAAAGCUUUAUACUUUUGUCACAUUUUGUAUGUACUUCUGUUGCGUAUAUUAACAAAUCUAUAAACAAUGUUUUAUUUAACAGUUUUAUGGAUAUUUUCUUUACAUACUGUGUCUAGGUUUGUAUUAAUCUAGUUUUAAUGUAUGCACGCUCAGUUUGCUCACCUUAUAUCAACAAAAAGGAAAUACUGGGAGGUGCACUAGUUCACAUAUGCUGCCAGUAUGUAUAGCCUUGGGUGUUUGGUUCAAUGCCAAUCUCUAAAUUCACCUCUCCACACUGAACAUCAAGGGUCUUUCUGUAUUGUUUGCAUAACUACAUGUUGCGAAUGCACUAGUUUAGACCUUCAGAAGAACGCAGGUACUAACUAUACCAUACAAUCAAAGCAACUCUAAACAAAAAACUUGUAUGGUUUGUAUUUUGAGAAAUGAUGGAGAAAGACUGCAAGGAAAUGGUAUACAAGGAUGGGGAGUAACUGAUUACAUGUUAUCUGAUUAAGCCUCAGAUUAAAUCUUUUGAAAAAGUAGAUUACUUUUAAAUUAAAAGGACAUUUGUGGAGAAUACAUUGACACCUUUCUGUUUUCUCAAUGACAUGCAAUUCAGCAUUAAAAAAAAGGCGCAUGUUUAAGCUUGUUCCACCUGAGCGAGUCUGACCACAAGUCAGAGACAACUAUGAUGAGACACCAAAUGUUUUUGAUGCAUCCUUUUGUCUUCUUAUAAUGCCUCUUAAAGGAAAAGCAAUCUAUUGGUAUUUGUUUCAUUAUUCCAUAUUAUUGUUGACAUAAUCCCAAAAUGUUUUUCUUGUCAGCAAUCAAGUUUUCAAAAUAUGUAACUUUCAAAAUACAGAAAUCAUCCCCAUAUGAUGCGGUUUUUGGGUGGAGUUUUCCUUUAAGGGGAAAGUAAUCGAAAAGCAACAAAGUAAUCAGGUUAUGUUACUGAGUUUGGCCAAUCCAAAUGUUACGUUACAGAUUGCGGUUUUGAACAGGUAACUAGGAACUGUAAUGGAUUACAUUUAGAAAUGGAAAAAAAAAGAGACUAAAGCUUUGUUAACCUAACCUUCUGGAUAAUGUGCUGCUAUCAAUUCAUGUAAGGACGAUCUUUUGCCCGGAGUGUAGUAAGAACUGCGGGUGAUGCAGUUCCUGAGGAUUUCAACAUGUACUCUCAUUCUCUCAGCUGGUCAGGAUCUAAUUUGUUUCAUGCCGCCCACAUAGUGUUACACAAUCAUGUUGAAAUGUAUUACAGUAUUAUCUGUGUUAACGCAAAUAUUUUCUAGAACUUGAAGUUCAGUGUCCCUGCCUUAUCCAAAUGAUUACCCUUAUGCCAUAUUAUUCCAGUAAUAGUUUUCUGUCAUCUGUGCUGUAUCAUGAAACCAAACAUAUCCCACAGGAUGUCUCAUUUAGCUAAUGUCCUGAUGACUAUUCUGUCUUUUAGGGUAAAGUUCAACCACAGUGAAAUAAGUAGGCUAAAGACAGUAUUUAUUAACCAGUGAAGGUAUACAGACCAGCAGCACAUCAAUAACAAAUACUGUAUCUAGGAUACUGUAUCUAGGAUACUGUAUCAAUUGUCUUGGACAAAUGUGACGUGCCUGGAUUUGAACCUUUUUAUUUAAAAAAAAAAAUCAUCAAA
Messenger RNA from Oncorhynchus gorbuscha (pink salmon), 7268 nucleotides. RefSeq names its product rho guanine nucleotide exchange factor 10-like. Gene Ontology annotation, molecular function: guanyl-nucleotide exchange factor activity; protein binding. The coding region runs from base 229 to 4590 and encodes 1453 amino acids. Gene Ontology annotation, biological process: mitotic spindle assembly; actin cytoskeleton organization; positive regulation of stress fiber assembly. NCBI's taxonomy places the organism in Eukaryota, Metazoa, Chordata, Actinopteri, Salmoniformes, Salmonidae. The record is from RefSeq and is a predicted model, not a curated record. The transcript has 29 exons. Gene Ontology annotation, cellular component: centrosome.